AUGUAUUCCACAACUGGGAAUUAUCGCUCCGGGCGUGCUUUUGCGGACGCCGAGUCUAAAGACCAGUCAACAGAAACAAGCGAACCCCCCAAGAAGACCCCCAGCUUAAGUCAGUCACUUAACCAUGACAAUGAUCUACACGAUUCGACGGUGCCUCUAAAUUUCUUGGAUAUAAUUCAAGCAUCAGAGCAUUACAAGAUUCCUUCGACACAUAUCAACAACCUCGGCGUAGCUGAGCGCAUUGGCUCAGCUCCCGAGUUAUUUUCCCUUGGUAGCGGAUUGACUGCAGACGUUUUUCGACAUGUCACUGGCGAAGAGACUAAGCAUAUCUUGCCGCCAAAGUCUAUUGUUGCGCUGAAGGCCUUUAAGUCUGGCAACCAUGAUAGUAGUCCCUCUGCCGUGGGAGAGGCAAGAAAUGGGGUAUACCGGGCUAUCCUGCGCGAGAGUAUGGAACUCGGGGAACAUGGUUCUCUGGACUUUGUCAUACGGGAAGCGCACCCUGGACCAACGCCUAUACAGAAACGUCAUAUCGCGCUUGACAUUGCGCUGGGCCUGAGCGCCAUACACCGCGCAGGAUUUAUCCAUGGCGACCUGAAGCCGGACAAUAUUCUUAUUAUGGCACAUGAAGACCCUACUCGUGGGAUUAUUGCUAAGCUGACCGAUUUUGGGGGUAGCGCCCAGUUGUCAUCCAGGAAAGGAUCCGGCUCACCGGCUCACCUCACAAAGCUCUGGAGUGCGCCAGAGGUGGUGGCUAAAGAUCCAGAUGUCGACUGGGAGAAGGCCGACAUUUAUUCAUAUGGGCUUGUUGUGAUCAGCUUGUUGAUAAGGAUGGAUGGUGAAACGCUUGUCGAACGGCCAGGCCGAUCAAGCUCUUGCAUUCUAUCAUGGUCCAUCCCGAUGAGUGCAGGAGAGACAUAUUCCGAAGACUAUAUUUGGCUUGUGAAGAAUUCUUUAGAACGGUAUGGUAUAUUCAAUAACAUCUUGGAUAUGAUGGCUAUAAGCAACGAUGUGGAGAACCCUCCGUUGCUUGAUGUUUUGAGGCCAACUCUCGAACCCUAUUUCUGGAACCGGCCAAGCACCAAAGCAUUGGUCGAAUCUCUGGUCCCAUUCGGAGAGGAUAUAGGCCGAUGUAUAGAGCAAGAGGAAUCAGAGACAAGUGAAAGCACCCAAGAGGAUUUUAAGACGCAAUCAGGACUAGAUCACGGUCCAGAUCCUCAAGAAACACCAGAUCAGAAUGACGAUGACCGCUUCUGGUUUCAAAGGGUGCGACUAAAGCAAGCCAUGUUCGAGCAACAUUCUCUUAUUCUCGAGGAUAUCAAAAACCUACUCCACCAGGGAAGUUCAAAUAACGACAUUGAUAUCCCACCAGAACUUCCUAAGGGUAUAUCCCGUACCGGAUUCAUCAGGAUCUUGCAUGAUACCCUAGGAGGUCUAAGGAACUCAGGAAUCAUCCAAGCCGAGGCCAAGUUGGCUGGGCUUCGGGAACGGGCAUGGCAACAAGGACUGUUUCACUUCUUCGAAGGAAGAUUAAAUCUAGAAGCAGCGCUAGACUGGAUGAAUGUUGCUGCUCUCUGUGGAUCUUCAAGGGACCAAAUUCAGGACUCUUAUCUUCUUGAAUUCCUACUCGGUCUCGAAGCGUUCUCAAGCAGAAUCAACGAAAAGGCUUCGAACGACACCACACUAUUGCAUGUCCUAGCAGGUGGUGGCCACGUUGAAGCUAUGCGAGUUCUCCUAAAACGAAGUGAUGUUGAUCUGAAUGCCGGAUUUUCAUUCACGACACCAUACGGCAGCUCCUACCGUGAAUUUAGUACCUCUAAUUGGACCGCGCUCGAUUUAGCCAUCAGCCUCCUCGGCGUAAGUGGUGCUUACCCACCAAGUAUCGAAUCGGGAGGUAAAUUAGAAAUCCAUAAAUGGGUGCAAGACAUACGCUCCAUCAUCAAGCAACUCAAAGACAAGGCGGGAAAGAACUACAAAAUAGGAAAGCUUCAACAGCAUAUAGAGGAAAAGGCAGCAAAACAGCGCGAGAUGUUGCUGCGUGAUGGCUUGCCCUUCUCAACCCGUCGGCGCAACUUUCACGGAGGUUGGCCCCAACCACUCUCUUCAAGUAAACCCACGCAAGAAGUGGAAGAAGAGACAGGCAUGAAAUACCCACCAGAAGAAGUCUUGGACGACUUACUACUGGGUACGUUAAGCGAGGAUCUAGAAGCUACGCAGAGACAGUUGUUCUUAGAUGCCGAAUCUAUGUACCGACCUCUGUACGGAUUCCGCAGUGAACUAGAGGCCAACGAGCACUUCAAACGCGAGGCCGAGUUACAGAGAAAAACGUGGCGGCUUCCACCAGAAUGGGUUUUGAUAAGCGUAAACGGAGAAAAGGAGAAAACUUCCUUUGUCAAUAUUGACACCGGGGAGAUUGUCAACAAGAAACCGGCACUCUACCGUGGCGAGCGGGAUAGAAUCUCAUCAUACGAUAGGAAGGGAAAGGGCAAGGAAACUACCCCGGUCGACAAGAGUCCGGGUAAUCACUACGUGUUCAUAAAUGCUAUGCCACAGAUGACCCCCAUCGUGAUUGAUAUCGAAGAAACACCUCGUCCCGAGAUCAAUUUCGACAGCGACGAGACCGCGGAAAAGGUCGCUCACGCCUUGGGUAUUUUCGAUCAAGAUAUAACCUCGCUGCGAGAAACACUGCUUGACAAGCUACUCCAAGAAAUGGCUAUCGACUACAAGUUUGAGUGCCGAGAGACUUGGUGGAGGGGAUAA
Molecule: messenger RNA, 2757 nt
Organism: Daldinia childiae
Lineage: Eukaryota; Fungi; Ascomycota; Sordariomycetes; Xylariales; Hypoxylaceae
Product: putative serine/threonine-protein kinase gdt4
Exons: 4
Coding region: 1-2757 (918 amino acids)
Biological process (GO): protein phosphorylation
Molecular function (GO): protein kinase activity; ATP binding
Source: RefSeq, a predicted model, not a curated record